This is a messenger RNA of Ceratosolen solmsi marchali, 2843 nucleotides long. RefSeq names its product male-specific lethal 1 homolog. The transcript has 6 exons. NCBI's taxonomy places the organism in Eukaryota, Metazoa, Arthropoda, Insecta, Hymenoptera, Agaonidae. The record is from RefSeq and is a predicted model, not a curated record. Gene Ontology annotation, cellular component: MSL complex. The annotation marks the transcript as partial. Gene Ontology annotation, molecular function: chromatin binding.
GCCGUCGCCGUCGCCAACACUACCACCACCGCUACCACCGCCACCACCAUCAACACUACUACUACUACUACCACUACCACUACCAUCAACAGUACUAGUAUCACCACCUCCAUUACCGCCAUCGCCGCUGCCGCCGCCACCGCCACCGCCGCUAGCUGCGGGGGCGCUGCCGCAGCAGCCGCGACUGCGCUCGAGGUGCUUGGAGGGACCGAGGCUGCCGCCCGGGAGCUGAACUAUCGACGCGCCUCCUCCGAGUCCUUGUCCCUCGACGACGAGAACCAGCAGCGGCCCGGGCUUGCUGCCCUAGGUAAAGUGAACGAAGAGGAGGUGUCUCGAGGUGAAGUUGUCUCUUACAACAUGGUGGCGGCGAUGAACGAGCACCUGUCGUCGUCGUCAGUGACGAACAGUGUACGUUUGACGACAACAAACACAGUCAAGGACAAAGUUAAAGACCAAAAUAAAGAUAAAGAAAAAAACAGAGUUUCUACCGAAGACAGUGGCAAAGUUGUAGGCAUACUAGGUUUCCCUUGUGAUUUUGAUCACAUGUAUGCCAGUAUGACAGACGGUGGAGCUCCUGCUACGGCUACGUCAACACUUGGUGUCAGCCCUUUAAGAGGAAACGAAGCCAGACAAAACGAUUUUACGGAGGUAAAACAUCUUAAGGAGUUGCUACUGCUGCAUUUGGAUCUUAUUCAACAACAGUCUGAACAAAUUGUUACAAAGGACAAAUUACUGGCUGCCCUAAGACAAGAGAAUGAGACGCUUAAACUGCGGCUGGAGCGUAUGGAUAGGCGAGUGAACCUACAAAAGCUGCGAUCUGAGAAUGCUGAAAAUGCAAUUGACCAUGUUGGACCUUGUUCACCACCAUCCUUAAAUACAUCUUUAAAUAGUCUUCCUUCAACUAGUGAACAUCACAAAAUUACUCAACCAGAUUCUAUUAGUCCACAAUAUGGUGAAAGUUUUAAAAUAAGAUUAAAUACUACUGGAGGUAUUACUACAGUGAAACAAGAAUUGCCUGAUAAGUUUGAAUGUAAGCAAGAAUCAACGGGAGAUUCUUGGGAAAACAAGAAAAAGCGUAGGUCAGAGUCAAUAGCUGUGAAUAAUAGUAUCAAACGAAAAAGGGGUGUUUCUAGUUCUUCAACGAUAAGCAAUGACACUUCUUCAACAUUACCAGAUACCCUUGGUGGCAAAGGCCCAAGUCAUGAAAAUUUAAAAAAGUCAGAGAAGAAAGGAAAAUCUCUGAGUAAAAGAGAAUGUUUUCUUACAACUGAAGAACAUUACUACACAGCAGUUGGAGAGACAAAUUACUCAUUAAGUCUUAAGGAUCGAUCAUCACCAGAUACUAGUUCUAGUAAUUUGGAAGUUCCUAAUUGGAGGGUAAAAGUCUACACAAGUUGUUAUACAAUGGAAGGCACUGAAAAUUUAGAUGAUGAGAUUUUUAACAAAAGGCAUUUGAAACUUGAAAACGAUGAAAGACGGCGAAAAAGAUGGGAUGUUCAAAGGAUAAGGGAACAGAGACAUAUCGAAAAGUUGAAGCAAAGACAAGAAAGACAGAGUCAUCAUGCUGCUUGUUAUAAUAUUAAUCAUACCGGUCCAUGCUUAUCUUCAAUAGAUGAAGAGAAUGUUACGACAUUAUGGCCAGAAAUUGAUCAAAUACAAAGCAUUCAAGUUGAUACUCAAUUGCCCAUAUCUGCAUUCGGAGCUUCUGUUCCCAGUUUUAUUCCAAGUGAAUUCUCCUUACCUUGGUUAAUCAAUGCUAAGUCGAAAGCACGACGGCCCAAACGAUCCAACAGUAGGAGAAGAAAAUCGUCCAGAAGAUAAGAGUUUUUAAGCGUCAAGUGCAAAGGUGAUUUUUAUUCACGAAAAAACUUUUAAUUGCCGUAAACGAUUGUUACGGAAUCAAUCGCGUUUGAUUUUUUAAUUAUCCCGAGUGCGUUAUUCCCGCUGUGUAUCAUAGGGCACCAAAGAAACCCCCUUAUUUUUAAUUCAUUCAUGCUCUUUUUUAAGUAAUGUUUUUCAAACAAUUAUUGAAGACAGUGACUAGCCGUUCAUUUUGAUUUUCUUUGAAAGUUCAUUGCAAUGUAACGCAUGUAUUAACAAGUCGAUGAGACAGUAGGCUGAUUUUUUUUGUAUUUUGUACCUGUAACCAGUGUUACGUUUUGUUAUUUUAUUCCGUGAAUAUUUCGUAUGCGUAUAUACUUCGUAAGAUUUGAUAAAUUAUUGUCAAACACAAAAGGAUUCUAUAAAUUGAUAACGAAUGAAAAUGUGUGUCCUAUUAUAUUGAGCGUAUCUUUUCAGGGGACAACAAACAUUUGUAUAAAAUGUAGAGAUAUUAAGAUGUACCGUGUAAUGUCCAUUGACAAAUCUUUGUAAAUUUUUCUCUGUAUAAGGGAGAGAGCGCCAUUAAUUAUCACAACAAAAAUAGAAACGAAAUAUGCAUUAAGCAGGCCUAUGUUCAAUCAGCGUGUUUUAUUUAUAUUUUUUUAACAAAACUAUAGUAUCAAUAUAGCUGAAUUUCAUGAGUUCACGAUUAUAUAAUACAUUCAUUUUUUCAUCUCAUUUGUUUUUUAUACUGUACGUUAUAUGUCUUUUUUUAUUUUUUCAUCUAUCAUUAUGUCACAAUUCACAUACUUUAGUUGACUUUAUUUGAGCUACUUAUUUUUUUCUUUUAUUUUAACAUGAAGAAAAAAAUGAAUACGAAAUCCCUUUGUAUGUUUGUGCUUAAAUAUGGUAUUAUUGUAAUCAGAAUGAUCUUACAAUAGUAGGAUCAAAAGAGAAACAAAAAGAAAAAUGUGGGCCUUUCAAGCUCUGGUUAAGAGUGAAAAAAAAUAUAUGAUAGUAUA